This is a messenger RNA of Melopsittacus undulatus (budgerigar), 807 nucleotides long. It is a transcript of the gene TSSK3, whose product is annotated as testis specific serine kinase 3. The record is from RefSeq and is a predicted model, not a curated record. Gene Ontology annotation, molecular function: protein serine/threonine kinase activity; ATP binding. Gene Ontology annotation, cellular component: cytoplasm. Gene Ontology annotation, biological process: intracellular signal transduction; protein phosphorylation. NCBI's taxonomy places the organism in Eukaryota, Metazoa, Chordata, Aves, Psittaciformes, Psittaculidae. The transcript is spliced from 2 exons. The coding region runs from base 1 to 807 and encodes 268 amino acids.
AUGGAGGGGUUUUUGCUCGCCCAUGGCUACCACCUCGGCAGGACCAUUGGGGAGGGGAUGUACUCCAAAGUGAAGGAGGCGUUUUCCCAAAAGCACCACAAGAAAGUGGCCAUUAAAAUAAUUGAUAAGAAGGAAGGGCAGGAAGAGUUUAUCCAGAGAUUCCUGCCCCGGGAGCUGCAGAUCAUCACCCGCCUGCAGCACAGGAACAUCAUCCAUGUGCACGAGGUGCUGGAGUGGGAAGGAGGGAAGCUGUGCAUGGUGAUGGAGCUGGCGGAGGACGGGGACCUCUUUGACCUCCUGGUGCAGGAGGGUCCCCUGCCCGAGCCCCGCGCCAGGGCCCUGUUCCGGCAGCUGGCGGAGGCCGUCCGGUACUGCCACGAGCGCGGCGUGGCUCACCGGGACCUCAAGUGCGAGAACGCGCUGCUGCAGGGCAGCACAUUGAAGCUCACCGACUUCGGCUUCGCCAAACUGCUGCCGCGGGAGCGCCGGGAGCUGAGCUGGACCUUCUGCGGCAGCACAGCCUACGCGGCACCGGAGCUGCUGCAGGGGCUGCCGCACGACAGCCGCAAGGGUGAUGUGUGGAGUGCGGGGGUUGUGCUGUACGCCCUGCUCUGUGCCCGUCUGCCCUUCGAUGACACCGACAUCCCCCGCAUGCUGCACCGGCAGCAGAGGGGCAUCUCGGUGCCCGCGCAUCUCGGCAUCUCCAAGGAGGCACAGAACCUCCUGAGGAUGCUCCUGGAGCCGGACGUGAUGCUGAGACCCUCCAUUGAGGUGGUCUGCAGGCACCCCUGGCUGACCAACCCCUGA